Colletotrichum scovillei is the source of this 2838-nucleotide messenger RNA. RefSeq lists its product as uncharacterized. The record is from RefSeq and is a predicted model, not a curated record. Gene Ontology annotation, biological process: CDP-diacylglycerol biosynthetic process; cardiolipin biosynthetic process. Gene Ontology annotation, molecular function: phosphatidate cytidylyltransferase activity. The coding region runs from base 603 to 2177 and encodes 524 amino acids. The transcript is spliced from 2 exons. Gene Ontology annotation, cellular component: mitochondrion. NCBI's taxonomy places the organism in Eukaryota, Fungi, Ascomycota, Sordariomycetes, Glomerellales, Glomerellaceae.
CUUCAACUUCCGGAUUACCCCCCUUCCGCAAACCCCAACCAAACUCCCCAAACGCCCACGCCGAGCCGACCUCCCGAGCCUAGACGUCCACUAUAACGAUUCCUCGAUCGAACCGCUUGCGAAGGAGAAGCUCGGCCAAUUGGGGCAUACGAAAGGGGCCGUUACUCAGCACGAGAAUUAUUGUCCGGGACAACCGAGCUCGAAACCACUGCGAUCCCCUUGGCAAGAGUGUAUCAACGUUCACUCAGCCUUGCUCCUCGAUUCAUCAGAAACAGAGAAUUAUUGCAGGCUUUUUGGAUAACAGGGUCUGCUGCUGGGCCGGUUGGAAUACUGAGCACAAGGCUGAGCCUGGCUGCGACGACUAAGCUUGACGACCCGGUCUAAACCGAACUGGGAUCCGACCAGCUGCUCUCGCCUUGAGAACAUCAGUGUGCCCGCCUCUUUUGAAGUAGUUGUUGUGUUUCUUUUGAGCAGGUGGAAGUCACAGGCAGCCAGGAGACUGUUGCUUCUCCCCUCUUUCAGCUCUUUCUCCCUUCAACCCAACAUCGACUACCGAAAGAUCAACACUAUCAAAAUCCCACCAUAAACAGCAAAUCGCCAUCAUGACGCUCUCGCGCCUCCUUCUCCGAGGCAACACCAGCCAGGCGCUUCGAGCCGUGGCCGUGCCUGGCCUUGCGCUCAGCUUCUCCCACCAAGCUCGCUACUACUCAGCGGAUGCUGGCAAGAAGGACGAGAAUGUGACAAGUGAGAACAAGCAGGAGGAUAGCCCUCCUCCUUACACUCACCGUGGCUCUGCGAUCAACUUUCACUGGGGCCGCGAGAAGAAGGAGAGGACUGGCCCGACUCUGUCGGCGGACAACUGGGAGGAACACCCUGAUGCCAAGAUUGAAGAUUUCGAGGAACUCCCAUACAAGGAGUUUGGCAUCAACCAGCACAUGGAGGUUAAUGCCGAGUUCAAAAAGGUUCUGACCGAGGUUGUCCGGGAAUUCCGCGCUCCUGUCAUGUACGCCAUGGCGUACGGCUCAGGUGUCUUCCCGCAGUCCAAAAUCAGCCGUUCUGUGUCGGACGAGGAAUUUCGCGCUGUCCACCCGAAGCCGUCUCCUUCGUUGAUGGAAGUGCAGAAAGGCGGCCCCAAGAUGAUUGACUUCAUUUUCGGUGUGACCCACACCCAGCACUGGCAUUCGCUCAACAUCAGGCAGCACCGUGACCACUACUCUGGCCUGGCCAGCUUCGGUUCGGGCCUCGUCUCUACCACCCAGGAUCGCUGGGGCGCAGGUGUCUACUUCAACCCCUACGUCACCAAGAAGGGCAUGCUCAUCAAGUACGGCGUCACGUCCAUCGACAACCUCUGUACCGACCUCUCGACCUGGAACAAUUUGUACCUCGCGGGAAGACUUCACAAGCCGGUUAAGAUCCUGCGUGACCACCCCCGAGUUCGCCUCGCGAAUCAGGUCAAUCUGAUCUCGGCGGUCCGCACAGCUCUUCUACUUCUGCCUCCCAAGUUCACCGAGAAGGAGCUCUUCUCGACCAUUGCCGGUAUUUCGUACCUCGGUGAUCCGCGCAUGUCUCUCCCCACCGAGAACAAGAGCAAGAUCUCCAAUAUUGUGGACAACAACAUGGUCUCCUUCCGCAAGCUAUACGGCCCGCUGCUCAAUACUCUCCCCAACGUUGACUUCGCCGACGGAGCCGACCAGCAGAGCAAGCAUGUCGCCGACGCCGAGUACGACGGCGCCAUGUACCAGGACAUGGACCCCAUUAAGCGUGGCAACAUAGUCCGUCGCCUGCCCAAGGCCUUCCGCUCACGCCUCUACUUCCAGUACCAGAAGAAGUUCAUGGUACCGACUGCUGACUUCAAGGCCAUGAUGGAUGCCUCCAAGGACGAGGACGCCGUAAGCUUCAAGCGUCGCGAGGGAGGUGGCUUCGAGCAGCGUAUCGUCCAAGAUGAGCCCGAGGAGCUGCAAAAGUCCAUUCGCAAGGUCAUUCGCCAGACCGUAAACUGGCCCGCAACCGCCCAGUCAAUCAAGGGCUUCUUUACCGCGGGCGUCGGCCGUUCCGUUCGGUACAUGUCUGAGAAGAUGACGAAGUACAACGAGGGCAAGGCGAAAGCCAAGGCCAAGGCUGAUGAAGAGAAGAAGCAGCCCACUGAGGAAGCAGAGAAGCCCAAGAAGGAAGAGUGAGCGCGCCUUGACGUGCGAUUCGCGAAUUGCACUCGCUGAUCCGGUGUAAAUUUCACGGCCCCGGCUUGACGCCUGACGACCUCUUGAUUUGGCGACAAUCUCGCAGUUGGUACAUACCGAACUACCCAUCGACGCUCUUGGCCUCGACCUGUACAUUUGGCAAAGGGGGCAUUACCCAGAGCAUUCUUGCACCUCUUAUCAUCGGAGUUUAUCGAGGAUUCUCUGGAGGAUUGUGGUCUCCUAGCCCCUGCAACUGAUUCUUCAAACUUGCCCUACUCAACCCCUUGCCUGGGGCUUUCUUUUGUUUCGCCUUGCUUUGGACAACCUGCAUCAGCAUUGGGGUGUGGUACCCCGGAUUAGAUCUGGAAGGUGGGCAAAAAAGGGAAAUUGGGUUUUACAAAAAUCUCGCUCCAUACCUGUUACGAGAGGAGGAGGAAAGGCCUUGAUUUUUGGUGAUCCUUCUGACUUACGCAGUGUCUCUGGAUACUAUCGAGAGACUUGGAAGGGGGGUAUUGUCGUUCGGAGUGGACAUUUCGGGAAGCGGACCCCUUUUUGAUUGACGAGAGAGGAUGAAAUUUGGCGUUUUUGAGGGCAUGUAACAAGAGUAUUCACCGGGAAGCGAAAAUGCCCCGAAGGCCACUUUGGCAGAUUUGAAUGAGGU